Molecule: messenger RNA, 2323 nt
Organism: Peromyscus californicus insignis
Lineage: Eukaryota; Metazoa; Chordata; Mammalia; Rodentia; Cricetidae
Gene: Ms4a15
Product: membrane spanning 4-domains A15
Exons: 8
Coding region: 71-895 (274 amino acids)
Biological process (GO): cell surface receptor signaling pathway
Cellular component (GO): plasma membrane
Source: RefSeq, a predicted model, not a curated record
CCUACCAGAGGCGCAGCUCCCAAGCAGUGAUUUCCAAGCCCCACAUGAAUAGCAAGGUUUUCACAGGAUAAUGUGUGAAUGUGGGAGCGCAGAGGCAGAGGGAAGCCAGCAGCCCGCGCAGCAGCCGUGGCAAGCCGCCUUCACCCCCCAGGGCUCUCUGAACACGAUGUCCACACCUCCUGCCAGCAAUGGCGUGUUUGUCGUCAUCCCGCCCAGCAACACCAGCGGCCUCCGCCCACCUCCAGCCAUUCUGCCCACCUCCAUGUGCCAACCUCCAGGGAUCAUGCAAUUCGAAGAGUCGCCGCUGGGGGCGCAGGCGCCCAGGGCCACCCAGCCGCCUGACCUUAGACCAAUAGAGACCUUCUUGACGGGAGAGCCCAAGGCUUUAGGGACCGUGCAGAUCCUGAUCGGCCUCAUCCACCUUGGCUUCGGCAGCGUCCUGCUCAUGGUUCGCCGAGGCCACCUGGGGAUGCUCUUCAUUGAAGGUGGCGUCCCCUUCUGGGGCGGAGCUUGCUUCAUCAUCUCUGGGUCCCUCUCAGUAGCAGCUGAGAAAAACCACACCAGUUGCCUGGUGAGGAGCAGCCUAGGGACCAACAUCCUCAGUGCCAUGGCAGCCUUCGCUGGGACAGCCAUUCUUCUCAUGGACUUCGGUGUCACUAACUGGGAUGUGGGCAGGGGCUACCUUGCUGUGUUGACCAUCUUCACCAUCCUGGAGUUCUUCAUCGCUGUCAUCGCCACCCACUUUGGAUGCCAAGCCACCCGCGCCCACACUAACGCAUCUGUGAUUUUCCUACCCAACGCCUUCGGCACGGAUUUCAACAUCCCCAGCCCGGCAGUCUCUCCACCUCCUGCCUAUGACAAUGUGGCAUAUAUGCCCAAGGAGUCAUCGGAGUAAAAGAUCGCAGCUCCUCUUCUGCAGAGCCAGUAGGAUUUGUUUAUGGAAGCCUCGCUCUGAUGCCCUUCUAAUCCUGAUCCCAUCCCAAAGGCUUUGCUACCCCUCAGCACCACUGUCCGCUUGGGCUUCUGAUCGCUGACAAAAAGGAUGGUACUUCAGCACGGGGACCUUGAGGGGGCACUCUCACUGCUUCCCAGGGGCUCGCUCCUAGCUCCCUAUUUGGUCAGUUCCACAGUUAUUGAGACUGUACUUAAUAAUCAGAGGGGGUGGGGCAUGGAAACUAACUCUUGGCUUUAUUCCUAUGAUGAAGUCAAGUUCCACCCAGAGCAGGUAGGAAAUAUUUUUAAAAGCUGGAUUCUUAUUUAUUUCUUUAAACACUGAUAGCUUUGCCUGAUCUUAAACUUCACACAAAUGGAGUUAUACAGUGUGUGUAUUUCUUUGUGUCUGUCUCCUUUUACUGAAUAAAAUGUUAGCGAUUUGUCCAUAACAUCAUAUAUUUCCAUUUUAUUGUUUUUAAUAGUUUUGUAAACAUUUUGUUUUAUUCUACCACUUUCAUUGACUUCCCUGUUGAUGGAUAACUAGGUUAACUCCACUUUGAGGCAUCAUCAAUAAAGCAACUUUCUUGAACACACAAAAAGAGAAAAGCAAGAUGGAGAACAACUGAGGAAGACACCCAACAUGGACCUCUGGCUUCAACAUAUACAUGUGUGCAUGCUCCUACACACAGGCGAAUAUACACCACACACACCCAUAAACACACCCGCACCGAGAGAUGUGCCCACAAAUAAACCACACACAUAUGCACACAAACCAACUGGAUAUGCGGCAUGCACUUUGAUAUGUGUUAUUACCUCCGUUUUUAAAACUGGAGCAAAGAUAAACAGGAAAAGCACAGGAGUCCGCUAGUUCUGCAUGCUACAGACUGGACAACUUGAAGCCACACACACUCACUGUCUCGCCACGGCCCUGGGCAAGAUCCAGACGCGCCUUUGAUGGGUUCUCCUCUUUGAGUCACACAGGCUGCAAGUUUGGUGGCAGCUGGACUUCACUCUCAGGGCUUGCUGUCACUUGUGGUCACAUGACCAUAGUUUUAAACCCAUAUCUUUUUCAAAUAAGCACUAACAUGCUUACAAAGACGACAGUAUAUCUGAGUCUUCCUUAUCACCAGAGAUCAAAGUCAACCAAGACCUAAGGAUGGCCCUAGCUCCCUUUGGGAGGGACACAAGGAGGGUCAUUGUUAGAAUUCUGCCCUCCUCACUCCAGCUGCAUGACCGCACAUGCGCAGUUCAGGAGUUAAGCAAAGGGUCUUGUGUCUUACGUUAUCAGUGUACGCCGGUGAUUAUGUACCCGCCAGUAUGGUCAUGCAAUCUGCGCAUGCGUGUCGUAGUUCUGUAAGCCCACCUGCGCCUCAAAGAGCCAUGACUCAGA